AUGGGCUUCGCUCACACCGGCCAUGUCUCGGAGUACUGGAAGACCAGUGCAACGCAAUACACCCUGAAGUGUGUCGACACCGAAACUAACAAGAUCGUUGGCAUGGCGCUUUUCGACGUGUACAUCGCGCCUAGUGAUUGGAAGAGAGGCGAGAUUGGAUGGCUGGAGGGCAAGGAACGUGAACGGGCCGAGGCACUUGUGAAGCCGCUUUGGGAUGCGAGAGAGAAGCUGUGGCUUAAUGAGAGAUACGUCUACUGCCACGUCAUGGCCGUGCACCCGGACUACCAACGGCGGGGCAUUGGCGAGUUGCUGUUCAAGUAUGAGAUGGACAUUUGCCGGCAGACUGGGUUGCCCAUGUACAUAGAGAGCUCCAAGCAGGGCAUCAAGCUUUACGAGAAGAUGGGAAGCAGAAGAUUGAAAGAGAAGCUGGUGCACAAGUCGGAAGACAUUACUCCGGAGAAGACCAACGGCACGAGGGAGGACCAAGAGCUUCCAUUGUUCGUCUGGCUGCCGGAUGGCGCAGAAAAGAGACUACCAAAGUCUGUGGAGCUGGCAUAG
Messenger RNA from Alternaria incomplexa, 558 nucleotides. RefSeq lists its product as uncharacterized. The transcript has 2 exons. The record is from RefSeq and is a predicted model, not a curated record. Lineage: Eukaryota; Fungi; Ascomycota; Dothideomycetes; Pleosporales; Pleosporaceae. Bases 1 to 558 code for a protein of 185 amino acids. Gene Ontology annotation, molecular function: acyltransferase activity, transferring groups other than amino-acyl groups.